AUGAAUCUCUCCGCAUUUAGACCCGUAUUUCGAGCGUGCCCCGCGCCAUGGAUACCGCGAGCGAGGCCGAGCCAUUGGCACAACAACAACAACAACAACAGCAGCAUUCGAAGCGUAGAAAAGAUGGCACCUAGCAAUCGGAUAAGAACAGCGCCGUUCUCGUCGACGGCGCAAAUGCAGAAGCGAGCGAAAAAGGGACCUGGCAAUGAUCCCAGGAUAACUUCGAUCCGCUACCACCUCUCUCACCCGCUCACGCCGCGCCCGCUGCACUUCUCGCGCACCCGCGCCCUCCGCCACUGGACCAUCCACCGCGCAUGGCUGCUCUUCCAGCGCAAGCGCCGCGCGGCCGCCGAACGCAGUCUGGAGCGCCAAUACGCCGCCAUGCGCGCUGCAUGCGAGCACCUGCGUCUGAUGGAUACCCACGGCAACCUGGUAUCCGCGAGUGAAGCCGGGGGCCAGGGCCCUGAUGCCGGCAGGCUAGGGAACAAGGGGAGGGAGGUUGGCAGGCUUUACCGCAGUGCCAUGUUGAAGCGCGGAGUGUGGGGUAGUGUGCCGGUGGAAUAUGGGCGGUUGCUUGUAGAUUUUCCGCCUCGGGAUGGGUGGAAUGAGGGGUGGAGGCGGGAGUGAGGUUCAUGUUGGGUUGGAGAAGCAUGGCGGUGUGUGUAUGAGAAAUGUACAUGUAGACUUGAUAUUUAGACUCAAUUGGCGAGUGAGUAGCUGAACCGAACCAAGCAGCGUACAAUGAAGAUGAGAAGAGAACAUGGGAUGGGCGCAGAUGGAUACGCAGACAUGGUUAUAUGCAGAUAUAUAGACAUAUCUAUACAGAUAGACAGACAUACUGACAUGAAAUGCCAAGCAAGAUACUACUAAAUCUCAC
Exserohilum turcica Et28A is the source of this 877-nucleotide messenger RNA. RefSeq lists its product as uncharacterized. NCBI's taxonomy places the organism in Eukaryota, Fungi, Ascomycota, Dothideomycetes, Pleosporales, Pleosporaceae. The record is from RefSeq and is a predicted model, not a curated record. Gene Ontology annotation, biological process: mitochondrial translation. The transcript is spliced from 2 exons. Gene Ontology annotation, molecular function: structural constituent of ribosome. Bases 1 to 627 code for a protein of 208 amino acids.